Messenger RNA from Prunus armeniaca (apricot), 252 nucleotides. NCBI's taxonomy places the organism in Eukaryota, Viridiplantae, Streptophyta, Magnoliopsida, Rosales, Rosaceae. The record is from the annotation of a GenBank genome assembly.
AUGGCUUCCUCUUCUUCUCCUCCAAAGCAUCUUAAUUUAAAUGUUGCUCCUAAAACAACCUGUGAUGCCAAAGUCUGGCGUCCAUCCUUUGUGUCCCAAAAUCGUCAUCUCACGGUUAAUGAUUCGGUGAUGAUGAAUGAUACAACUACUGUCAUAGUAGCUAGGAAUUUCCUUACUCAUAUGGAUGAAAUAUUGUUAACAAGAAGGUCUGACGAAGAGGCUAUUGAUGACUCAAAGGCUUUUAGCAUUUAG